Messenger RNA from Quercus lobata, 2300 nucleotides. RefSeq names its product ankyrin repeat-containing protein At5g02620-like. Gene Ontology annotation, cellular component: membrane. The transcript is spliced from 6 exons. Gene Ontology annotation, molecular function: protein binding. Bases 230 to 2128 code for a protein of 632 amino acids. NCBI's taxonomy places the organism in Eukaryota, Viridiplantae, Streptophyta, Magnoliopsida, Fagales, Fagaceae. The record is from RefSeq and is a predicted model, not a curated record.
UGACUGACUUUUUGACUUGUAAUAUAUAAAGUAAGUCUUCUUCAUUCUUGCAUUAGCCCUGCAAUCAUGAACUACAUUGUUGUGUUGUGAAUUCCCAUAACUCAAUACUCCGACCAAUCCAGUACUGCCUUGUUGAAGCACUCAUCAAAAUCAACCAUCAAAAUUUUGCUGUUUUUGUCUAGCUGCCCAAAGACUGACAAAGAGAGUACAAUCUACAAUCAAAACCAAGAUGUCUUCUCAAAGAAACGGAGAGAUAGAGGUGACUACAGCAGUAAGAGUGAAUUUGUUGCCCCAAUCAUCUAUGAUGGAUACUUCGGAUGGACCCAUGCCAAUGCAAGAAGAAGUGCGUUUGGAUGUUGCAGAAUUGAGUACUCAAGCAGCUAAUGGACAUCAAGAAUGUUCAACACCCAAUAGAGAUUUGACACAACCAAUUCCUUAUGAAGGGGAAAGAAGAAAGGACUACCUCUCCCUAUGUGUACCAUUAUAUGAAGCAGCCAUCAAAGGUGACUGGAAAGCUGCUAAAGAUGUCAUUAACAAAGAUCGUGAUGUUGUUCGUGCUGGGAUAACGAGAAAAAGGGAGACUGCUCUGCACAUUGCUGCUGCAGCAAAACGCACUGCUUUUGUAAAGGAACUGGUUAAACAUAUGAACGAAGAGGACCUAGCCUUGAAAAAUAAAGAUGAAAACACUGCUAUUUGUUUUGCUGCCGCAUCAGGAAUUGUGGAAAUUGCUAAGGUGAUGGUGAAAAAAAACAAAAACCUUACUCUGAUUCGAGGUAAUCAAGGAAAGACACCCUUAUACAUGGCAGCUUUGUUUGGACACAGGGAUAUGGUGUCAUAUCUCUAUGAUGUUACUGAUUUUGAAAGCCUAACUCAUGAGGAACGAAUUAGCCUCCUUCUUGGUACUAUCUCGGCUGAUUUAUAUGAUCUAGCUUUAACAAUAUUGGACAGAGACACAUCAUUAGCCUUUGCUCGAGAUGCAAACAAUGAGACAGCCUUGCAUGUUUUGGCUCGAAAGCCUUCCAAAAUUGCCAACAAAAAUCAGCUGGGAAUCUGGAAAGGAUACAUCAAUUCAUGCUUCAAAGGGAUUUAUCAUGAGGAUUUGAUGCGGACGUUAGCCCAUCAACUAGUCAAAAAACUCUGGGAACAUGUUCUACAAAAGCAAGAUUCGGAGAUUUCAAAACUAAUUAAAAAACCUUCGAGACUACUCUUUGAUGCUGCAGAAUUAGGCAGUCUUGAGUUUCUGAUUAUCCUUGUUCGCUUAUAUCCUGAUCUUAUAUGGAAAGUUGAUGAUGAUAAUCGAAGUUUGUUUCAUAUUGCUGUUCUAUAUCGUCACCAGACCAUAUUUAAUUUAAUAUAUGAGUUUGGAGCAAUUAAAGAUUUGAUAGCAGCAUACAAGGAUGGCAAAAAUAAUAACAUUCUGCAUCUUGCUGGAAACUUGCCACCUCCUAGUCGACUCCAAAUUGUAUCAGGAGCUGCACUCCAAAUGCAAAGAGAGCUAUUGUGGUUCAAGGCAGUGGAAAAAAUUGUGCCACCUUCAUAUAUUAAGAUGAGGAAUUCAGAAAACCAGACACCUAAGGAUCUGUUUACGGAGAAGCACAAAGACUUGUUAAAAGAAGGGGAAAAGUGGAUGAAGAGCACUGCAACUUCAUGCAUGCUUGUUGCAACACUCAUUGCAACUGUGGUAUUUGCGGCAAUCUUUACUCUACCAGGAGGAGAUAAUAAUGACAAUGGUGCUCCUCUAUUUCUAGAAAAGAAGUGGUUUCUGAUUUUUGUCAUAUCGGAUGCAGUAGCGCUAUUCUCUUCCACAGCCUCAAUAAUAAUGUUCUUGUCCAUUCUUACGUCACGUUAUGCUGAAAACGAUUUUCUUGUAUCACUACCUGCAAGGUUGAUGUUUGGACUGUCGGCACUAUUUGUCUCCAUUGCUACAAUGGUGCUAGCCUAUGGUGCAGCCAUCUUUAUGAUCUAUGAUCAUAAAUUUGAUCGGGUUCCUAUUGUUAUUGCGUCUCUUGCUGGUGUCAUAGUCGCAUUAUUCGCUUGGCAACAUUUUCACCUUUGGGCUGAUACAAUCCGAUCAACAUGUUGGUCUAGGUUUCUCUUCCGACCAUUCAAACAUAGGCUUUACAAUUGAAUUUUAGUGGAAUCUGCAGAAGUAGUCCUUGUGGGAGUAGCCAUUAGUUUGUUCCCUUAUAGUUGAGGUUUGUACUUUUUAUUUCUUAUUAUGAAUUGUUCCACUGAAUUAUGCAUUAUGUUAUUUUGUCUUAAUGAAUUUUUUAUAAGCAAAAGUACUUGGUCUGAGUUAA